This is a messenger RNA of Aspergillus costaricaensis CBS 115574, 2415 nucleotides long. RefSeq lists its product as uncharacterized. The transcript has 8 exons. NCBI's taxonomy places the organism in Eukaryota, Fungi, Ascomycota, Eurotiomycetes, Eurotiales, Aspergillaceae. The record is from RefSeq and is a predicted model, not a curated record. The annotation marks the transcript as partial.
GCUGCUCAAUCCCCAGCUAUCGAUGUCGCUGGCAUUGCAGCAGAUCCCACCCCUCAUGGCCCAACCAUGUCAGGAACCCCAGCUGAUUGCAACCGAUGGUUCAUUAUCAAAAAGGGUGAUACCUGCUAUGAUUUGGAAAAGGCGUUUGGACUCACUCCUCAGCAAUUCCAGCAGUGGAACCCUGCACAAUGGAAUCCCGCCGUCUCCCAUGAUUGCCUGGUCAACUUUUGGCCGGGUUACGCAUACUGCGUGGGAGUUGGACCGGUAGCAAUUCCGACAUCUGCAGACACUGCUCCUCAUGCCCCAACCAUGACUGGCAUUGCAGCAAAUUGCAACCGGUGGUACACUGCCCAAAAAGGAGAUUACUGUUAUGCAGUAGAGAAAGCAUUCGGGCUUACUCCGCAGCAGUUUCAGCAGUGGAAUCCCGCUGUCUCGUUGGACUGUCUGGUCAACUUCUGGCCCGGAUAUGCUUAUUGCGUGGGUGUUGGGCCGGCCGCAAAUGGUCCUCAUGGUCCUACUAUGCCAGGGAUUGCCCCAAAUUGCGUUCAGUUUUAUACUGCCAAGAAGGGUGAUACUUGCUACGCAGUCGAGAAGGCUUUUGGCAUCAGCCCCCAGCAAUUCCAACAAUGGAAUCCGGCUGUCUCUCUGGACUGCUUGGUCAAUUUCUGGGCAGACUAUGCGUACUGCGUGGGCGUUGGACCGGUUACCUCGACUGUGACAGCGACAGCGACUUCGGCUUCGACGACAACGAGUUCAACCACUUUGACUACGUCCACCACUUCGACAACUGCCCUUCCAACCUCCACCACUUCUACUUCUUGGACUACUGGCACUACGUGGACUACCGGUACGUCGACCACUUCGACUAGUUUAUCACCUACGACUGUUUUCACCACGUUCACCACCACGCUCACUUUGACCACAACCUUGACUUCGAAUGGUCAGACUACGGUAAUAGUUACUACUACUGUGACUACGACUGUUAGCCCGUCUACAACUCUUGGUACUUCAACUACAUUGACAACGGCCCUGCCCCCAUCGGGCACGUCUAGUACCACUACUUCGACUUCGAGUGUUCCCACUACUUCUACCUCAAGUGCUUCGACCACUACAUCCCGCACUUCAACUACGUUGACCUGUCCAAGUACUCCUGUCACUUCCACCACUCCCAGAACUUCAACCUCUACAAUCCCCCGUUCGCCCUCUAUCACACCUACUCCUAGCUCACGCCCACCAAUUAGCCCCUUCCCCAGCACAAUGGUCACGACCAACGCGACCUACUCAACCCGCAACCCCAUCACCUCAUACAACCAGACCAUAACUCCCAUUGACACCGCAUGGCCUCCGACCAAGACCCAUCCCGGCCAGCCCAAAGACUGUGACAAAUGGUAUCUAGUUGCGCCAGGAGACACCUGCAGGUCAAUUUACCAGCGCCACGGCAACAGCAUUACCAUGGACGAGCUACUGGAGUGGAACCCCGACCUUAAAGCAGACUGCGACUACCCCAUCUCCGGCUACUGGGUGUGCGUGGGUAUCAAACGUCCCGCUCUAACCAUAAUCUAUCCCACCACCAACGACACAGUCCCCGAUCCCACUCCCUGGACGCCGCGUCCCACUCCAACGGAGACAUCCGUCUACCCACCCACCAAAACCCAACCGGGUCUCGCCCCAAGCUGCUCUGCCUUUUACGAAGCUCAGCCUUCCGACACCUGCGACCAAAUCCUCGCCAGCAACCCCAUGCUGAAAUUCCCUCUUCUGUUGGAAUGGAACCCAGCCCUGAAAGCAGACUGCUCCGGUAUCCUACCAGGCUACUCCUACUGCAUCGCAGCCUACAACGACACCAACUGCCCCUCCCCGCCCACCGUCACUACUCAGCCCUAUCCGCUAAAGCCAGGCACAGCCAAGAACUGCACGGCCUGGUACAAGAAGGAUGAUGGUGAUACGUGCGACUUGAUCGUGGAGAUGUUCGGCACGUUCGAUAAGGCUCAGUUCGUGGCGUGGAAUCCUGAUAUCGGUGUUCAUUGCUAUGGUUUGGAGAACGGCUACUACUACUGCGUCGCCGACCCCAGCACUCCCAAGACCCGAACAAGGCCCGUAAUUACUGCCAUGAGCUUCCCAACGGCCCAUCCGCGUCGUCAACCGGGAGUUACUAAGGACUGUAUUAAAUGGUGGCUUGUGUCGAUUCACGACGACUGCUACGACAUCAUGCACUUCAACGGCAUCACCAUGGCAGAUCUGUAUACAUGGAAUCCGGCUCUCUCGGGGAAGAGAAACUGUCUCGAGGGGUUGGUUCCUGAUACGGAGGUUUGUGUGGGAGUUUCGUCGUCGUCGUCUACUACUGAUACUGCUGCUCCGUCGAGUACUGUUCCUGGUGCUUCUUUCAAGACUGGGUUGGUUACAGUUAUUGGGGGAAGA